Messenger RNA from Cyclopterus lumpus (lumpfish), 1169 nucleotides. RefSeq names its product homeobox C13a (gene hoxc13a). The transcript is spliced from 2 exons. Lineage: Eukaryota; Metazoa; Chordata; Actinopteri; Perciformes; Cyclopteridae. Gene Ontology annotation, molecular function: RNA polymerase II cis-regulatory region sequence-specific DNA binding; DNA-binding transcription factor activity, RNA polymerase II-specific. Bases 1 to 921 code for a protein of 306 amino acids. The record is from RefSeq and is a predicted model, not a curated record. Gene Ontology annotation, biological process: regulation of transcription by RNA polymerase II.
AUGACGACUUCGCUGGUUCUGCAUCCACGCUGGGCGGACACCUUGAUGUACGUUUAUGAAAAAAGCCCGAAUGAAAACAACCAGAAUAAAAGCCAAACAAUGGAGGGACUGAGCGGUAAUUGCCCUGCGACCCACUGCCGGGACCUGAUGUCGCACCCCGCGCUGGGACGACAUUCUGGCACCAUAGCGACCCACCAGGGCUCCGUCUACUCGGAUAUUUCCUCUCCCGACACCGGCCGGCAGUGUCCCGCUCCUCAAACAUCGUCCAGUGCAUCUUUGAGCUACGGUUAUCCUUUUGGAAACCCAUAUUACGGCUGCAGAUUAUCUCAUUCGCACAACGUGAACUUGCAGCAGAAGCCUUGCUCGUACCAUCCCGCAGAGAAAUAUGCCGAGCCCAGCACUGCGCUGCCCGCGGAGGAACUGUCUACCAGGGCGAAAGAGUUUGCCUUCUACCCGAGUUUCGCCAGUUCAUAUCAGGCUGUCCCUGGAUAUCUGGACAUGUCUGUGGUGCCCAGUAUCAGUGCCCAUCCCGAACCGAGGCACGACGCCUUGAUCCCCAUGGAAGGCUACCAGCACUGGGCUCUCUCCAAUGGCUGGGAUGGGCAGGUGUACUGCUCCAAAGAUCAAACGCAGUCCACUCACCUCUGGAAAUCACCUUUUCCAGAUGUUGUGCCAUUGCAGCCUGAGGUAAGCAGUUACCGACGUGGGCGCAAAAAACGUGUCCCUUACACAAAGCUGCAGCUGAAGGAGCUGGAGAAAGAGUAUGCAGCCAGCAAGUUCAUCACCAAAGACAAGAGAAGGCGCAUCUCGGCCGGUACCAACCUCUCAGAGCGUCAAGUCACCAUCUGGUUCCAAAACCGGCGAGUGAAGGAGAAGAAAUUUGUCUGUAAAUCGAAGAGCAGUCAUAUGCACACCACUUGAUGAGAGCAGCGACCUCCUUGAAACUGCAACUCAUAACUUCCAAAACAUCCUGCCAUGUAUUUACCUCUUGCAUUGAAAAUCGUGGCGGAAGAACAUUUUGUCUGUUGGUGUUUUUUUUUGCUCCUUCAUCCCCAUCGACCAUACCACCACAUCCCCUGUUUUCAAGUUGGAGACAAUGCUCUAAAAACUGUGAAAAUAUUGAAAAUUCACUUCACAUUUGUUUUAUGAUUGUACAUAUAUAAAUAUAU